Messenger RNA from Penaeus indicus, 2964 nucleotides. It is a transcript of the gene dtr, whose product is annotated as dynein axonemal assembly factor 1-like. Gene Ontology annotation, molecular function: protein binding. The record is from RefSeq and is a predicted model, not a curated record. The coding region runs from base 1 to 2964 and encodes 987 amino acids. Lineage: Eukaryota; Metazoa; Arthropoda; Malacostraca; Decapoda; Penaeidae. The transcript is spliced from 10 exons.
AUGUAUUUGACCGGCUUCGACUGCAUCUUCGAAACCGGCAACCUUGAGAACGGAUGCGAUGUUAUGAGUGAAAUCAAAUUUGAUAAGAAAAAUGUACAUGUAAAGUGGGUAUGGAUGACGAAAGAGGCACUGAAGAAACUCUGCCGAGAACAUGACCUGUAUUCCGUGCCCGCGCUCAACGACGUCCUCUACCUCCACUUCAAAGGCUACACGGAAAUAGAAAACCUCGAGGAGUACACGAGCCUCAAGUGCCUCUGGCUGGAGAACAACGGCUUCCGCGCCAUCACCGGCCUCCACCACCUCCGCCACCUCCGCUCCCUCCACCUCCACCACAACCUCAUUACCUCCUUGGAUGGACUUCAGAACCUGCGCUCCCUCGUCACGCUCAAUGUCUCCUAUAAUAUGAUUUCUAGGAUCGAGUACCUCAGUGGUCUUCCCCAGCUGGAGACGUUACAGAUAAGCCACAAUCGCCUCACGACGGCAGAGGACGCGCAACAGCUGGCUGAGUGCAGUUCCCUCUCCUGUCUUGACCUUUCACACAAUAAGAUCAAUCAAGCGGAGAUUGUCCAGGUCUUGGGUGUCAUGCCAGAGCUCCGGGUGCUGCAGCUAACAGGUAACCCGGCGACCCGUGAGGUGCGACCAUACCGCAACACCCUCAUCACAACUUGCUGCAACCUGACCUACUUGGACGACCGCCCUGUCUUCCCAGUGGACAGAGCCGCUGCCGAGGCAUGGCUUGAAGGGGGAGUAGAGGCUGAGAGAGCCAUGAGAAGGCAGUGGGCAGAGCGAGAUCACCAACGUCAGAGAGAUUGUGUUAACGCUGUUAUGAGGCUUCGGGAAAGGGUAUUGGCCCAGAAAGCUGCGAAGGCCGAGGGGACGUCGACAGGACCUGAGGACAUGGGCAUCCACGUUGAGGACAACGGGGAGGAGAAGAUAUACGCUCUCACGCCAGAGGCCAAGGAAUGGGCAAAGAAGAAGAUCAACGAAAUAAAGGAGUUAGUGGAGAUCCAAAAGGAAGAAAAGGACAAACCAACGAAGGAUGAAAACGAGGAAAACAAAGGCGAAGCAGAGGACACGGCGCAAAUCAAGGAGAAAGAAGAAAGAGACGAAAAUAUCCCCGAUGACGAAGGUUUUCUAAAACUUCUUGAGAAUCUGAAAGAAGAUCCAGGAAAUCUGAAUGGCGAAUUGUCUAUUGAUCCUGAGGAAUUCAGUGCCGUUGACUCCACUAAACCGGAAAUUAAAGAAUCGGCCGAACACAAAGACAGUGAUAAAUCCCCGCGUCCUGAUGACACAGCGCUACGUGAGGAUAAGCCAAGCGAACCGGAAGACGGCAAGAGAGCUGAAACGUCAGGGAAAUGCCUCGAGAGCGAAGGAAUAACAAAUGUCGAAAUAUCCGCAAGUUAUGAACAAAAGCCAACGGAAAUGGAUGUAAAUCAGGAACACGACUCUGAAGUGAAACCAACAGGGUCAGAAACUUUGCAAGAUCGAUCCUUGCAAAUAAGUUCUUCUGACCUUGCAAUGGCGGAUGACGAGUGCUCCCAGUGUUCGUCCACAUGUCGACACCAAGACGAGGAUGACAGACUUCUGUACGCGAGUUGCCAUAACUUCCUCAGACUCCACGACACCAUGAGGGAAGAGCAAACAGAAGAGUCUCGGCCCAUGACCACCGAAGAACUGCUAGGAGACAUCUGGCACGUCACCGAGGCUGUGGCCCAACGCAGCCCAUCUCCCUCUCCGUUAGACGUUGAUCAAGAAUCAGACUCGGAUGGCCAGGGAUAUGUCCGUCAACUCGUUUACGAUCAGAAUCAGCCUCACGAGACGGAAUCUGACAUAGAAGAACUACUGGAAAACAUGGACUUCGAACCAGACUUCCAGUCAUACCGAGAAGACCAACUAGCAGAGAGAGCUCCCUCUCCCUUCGUCGUCAGAGAAAAUGGGAUCACAGCAAGGUACCCGCAGGCCCUCAGUAUGAACGAUAUUCUUGAUGAUGAUGACGAAGACGAUGACAACGAAGAUGAUGGCAACGCCGACGGGAACUGGAUGGACCAGACGAGGAGGAACAUCAUGAAUGAUGAGUGGGACGAAGUGGAAGAACAGAGUGAGGAGGAAAGCGUGCGAUCAGAAGAAGCAAGCUCAGAGGGUCUCCAGGAAUCGGUCUCCCCGCUAGAGGACUCCGACGAGAGCAGAGACGAAAGUUCGCUUGAAGAAGAAACAGUCAGUUCUGUGUCCACCAAUUCCUACAAAAUCGAACAUAACAACGGUCUCCUCUUCUACGAACACCCAAUUCGACAGCAAGGAAGACUGGACAGGAAAUUUGAAGGAAACACCGAAGAAAACCAGAAACGUGAAGAGUCCUCCUCUUCCUCCUCUUGCUCAAGCCUCAGUGUGUCCUCUUUGAACGAUCCCUCCAUCGUGGAGGAGAUUAUGAAAGUCCCUUGUUACAGCGCUCAAAGAGGAGAGUCAUCGGAGAUCGCUGCGAGAUCACAGUUGCCCUCGGGAGGAAGUGCAUCACUAAUAGCCUCUGCAUCUGGAAUCAAGCUUUCUAAUCAUCAACCUCAAUCUCGAGAAACAACUUUCGAACACGAACCACGGACUGCCCUCUCCAUCAAGCCCGGAACUUCGAGCCAAGGGAGCACGCCAGCAUAUCGCCAAGACGUGCUAGACGCCGGAACAACAGUGAGUAAUGCGUCAAUCUUCCCCGUACAGAGACAAAAUCCUUCCGAAAGUCCCGAGGGAGCCGCAAGACAAGUCAGAUAUGAUCGAGAAACAUUAGCUGGAAACGAGAGUCUCAUAUCCCCUUCGUCGUCGUCUUCUCGCCGACGCGAGACAAUCUUCAGCGCCAGGGCUGCUCUCAGAAGUUCGCACGAGGCCUUCGUCGCCGGCCAUAACAUGAUAUUAGCAUUACCUCUGGCUAACGGAAGUGAUAAUUGUUUUAUGCAUCUCAAUUUGCAUGACCUGCAUUAA